Archocentrus centrarchus (flier cichlid) is the source of this 1264-nucleotide messenger RNA. Its product is annotated as E3 ubiquitin-protein ligase CBL-like. Gene Ontology annotation, molecular function: protein binding. The record is from RefSeq and is a predicted model, not a curated record. Lineage: Eukaryota; Metazoa; Chordata; Actinopteri; Cichliformes; Cichlidae. The coding region runs from base 42 to 437 and encodes 131 amino acids. The transcript is spliced from 2 exons.
CCCGGCUGCCUUUGCCUCCCGCCCGACAGACCCUUUCUGAAAUGGGGGGGUCUAUGUCAUCGUCAUCUUCGUCCUCCUCAUUAUGCGCUGCAGCUGCUUUCAACCGUCUGUCUCUAGACGCGGAUGCUGGAGCGACCGCACCCUUCCCAGAUCCAAUGGAAGCACCAGAGAGACCUCCGAAGCCCCUGCCCAGGCGAAUCAACUCAGAGCGUCGAGCCAGCCCAGUCCCUCCUGUCCCUGCACCGCCCUGCAGCGGGGCAACGGGAGGAGAAGCCAACCUGCAAAUCAGUAGCGAGAUCGAGCACCUCAUGAGUCAGGGAUACACUCAGCACGACAUCCAGAAAGCACUGAUGAUUGCACAGAACAAUAUCGAGAUGGCCAAGAAUAUCCUGCGCGAGUUUGUCUCCAUUCCCUCUACCGCGCACAUUCUCACAUAGCACAUCCUCCUGCUUCUCUCUUGCGUUUGCUCUCUUUGCCCUAGCUUGGCCCAGCCUGGUUUGGUUUAGGUUGGCACAGACCAGCCCAAAACCCAAAGCCAUUGCCUGCAGCACUACCUCCAGUGCUGGCUGACACCCUACGCCCCUGUGGAUUUUUUAACUGGCUGUUACUCCAGCAAGCUCGCAGUGUCUCUGGGACUCUCGCCCUGCACUCCACGCGCUUUCACAGUGUCUGGCCUUCUUUGAAACUGCUGCAGCAGGCCUCUUAGUUUUCAACAUCUCCGCAGGACUUAAUUAUCACGUGCGGAGCAACAACGAAUAACGGAGCACCGUAUAAUGCAAGCCUUCCGUAGGAAUCAUGGGAAGACGGAUUCUUAUCUUUUCAUGUUGAAGCCUCUUGCUGAAAAUGUAACCAACACCUCACAAAUAAAACUAAAAUGUAUGUCUAUAUGAAAAUUUAAUAUAUGAGUAAAUAUAUAUUAAAUGUGUGUAAUAUAUACAGUACGUGCAUAUAUAGUAUGUGAAAAUGAUUUCAGCUUUGAGGGUCACGGUUGGUACAGGUGAUACGGGCAGAUGGGACCAGAUUAAAGGGGGAUUUGGCCCUUUCUGUGACAGGGGUGAGGAGGAGGAGGCGGGGUGUCUUCCUCACCCAGAUGUGUUGGUCAGCAGCAGCUUGAAAAACGUGCCGCAGAGCUUCUUCAUUCAGAAUUCAGUCUGUUUUGGCCUUCGGUUAACAUUGUUGCUUUGGUACUUUUUCUUUUAGUAAACCAUGCUUGUUCUGUUGUGUUUUUCUUUUUUUUUUCUUUUUUCAAAGUAGCAUGAAGAUG